AUGAAUUUUCCGGGCAUUCGGUCUUGGUAUACUCGCUCGGAACAGGAAGCCAUUUACCAAAACAGGUCCGCAGAAAUCAUUCAGAGUACUGUUGGAAAUGAGUCAAUAAUAGACUAUUCUUACAUAAAAGCCAUGGUUGGUUCACCUGGAAAAGUAACUGCAAUCUGGCUUGAGCUCAGUGAUGUAGUUGAAUCUGGCCACUUUACAGUUAAUUGUUCCGGGGUAAUUGAUGCUUCUACCGACUUUCUCGUUUUGAGCAAAGAAGACGCUCUCCUGGAGAUAAUCGGUGACUUAGAUGACACGUUGCCUCAGGGGGCCUUAGUUACUUUGUCCUGUCAAUUCAAAUCGCUUUCUAUGCCCUCCAUUUUGAGAUCUUCUAUUAGGUUGAGUGUAAAGCUGUCCAAAUGGCCAGGAAAUCAGAGCUCGAGCGAAAGUGGAGUCGCCUUUACCUUGAGAGGAUUAAAGAUCAGUAAAAAUGCCAUACUCGGCCGAUACACUAUAGAUUGUGAAAUUUAUGGAUUGGAAGAGGACAAUUACAUAACUGCGAUGCACUCUUUCAAUGUGGUCAGUAAGUAG
Protopolystoma xenopodis is the source of this 576-nucleotide messenger RNA. Lineage: Eukaryota; Metazoa; Platyhelminthes; Monogenea; Polystomatidea; Polystomatidae. The record is from the annotation of a GenBank genome assembly.